AACGAGCGAGCCGUCCGUCAUUCGCUGUUGAAAGUUGGAUUCGUCCGGAUGUAAAGUGAAAUCACGCGUGUUUGUUUAAUCAUAAAACUGCCGAUUUUGUUGGAUUAUUUAGAUUUGGUGCAUAAAUUGGGUGUGUUCAGUGCCUGAAAAUCAUUGUCGGAACAAGCUAGCGUCCGGGCGUUACCGAGAAAUUCGAUUUCGGAAGAUUUAUUUUUGGUAUCCUAGCUGGUGUUUGUGCGUUUCAGCUGCUGCGGCUGCAACAAAAGGAAAAUGGACGACAUCGAUGAGUUCUUCGAUUUCAGCAAGCCAUUCAACCGGGUGGUGAUCUCCGGAGGCUAUUGCAAUGCCACCGUCGUCGAGGAUAAGACCCUCUUCAACAAGAUGCCGGAGAGGGAGAAGAUGGGCAAGGAAUACGCCGGCAAGUUUAUCAAGGAGGAAGAAAGCCAGCUGAUCAAUGCUUUCUUGGAUGAAGCGGCUGGUCCAUCGACUUCACGCACUUCCAACCUAGAGGAUGUUGAUGACGAAAUGUCGCUAGCGGAUGAAGAUGAGGAGCACGCCAAAGCGCUCAAGGCCAAAGAGAUGAUGCUUCCUCUCUUCCAGAAGUACAAUUUCACGCUGAAGCCGAACAAGCUGCCGAUUCGUCAUACGAAGGACGACAUAUUGUCACGAAUUCGGGAGAAUCCGGUUGUCGUGCUGGAAGGUCCUACAGGAUGCGGUAAGACUACUCAGGUACCACAGUUUAUCCUGGAGGAAGCCUACCAACGGAAAGAGUAUUGCAACAUCAUUGUGACUCAACCGCGAAAGAUUGCUGCCAUGUCCAUUGCGAAGCGAGUUUCGGAGGAAAGGAAAUGCGAGCUCGGAUCUUUGGUCGGAUUCAAAGUUGGCCUGAAGGAGUGCAUCUCUCCCGACACGAGAUUGCUCUAUUGUACGACAGGAGUGCUGCUGCAGUCACUGAUCAACUCCAAGUCGAUGGCCAAUUACACUCACGUCAUUUUGGAUGAAAUUCACGAACGCGAAGUCGACAUGGACUUUUUGCUGAUUGUCGUGCGACGAUUCCUAGCCACAAACUCCUCCAAAACCAAAAUUAUUCUCAUGUCAGCAACAAUCGAUUCCAAAUCCUUCGCGGAAUACUUCAAAACUCCAAAGAAAGUCGGAUAUCUAACGGCGCCUAUCAUCUCAGUUGACAGACCACGACUGUUCAAUGUCAAAGAGUUCUACUAUGACGAUCUGGACAAACUCCGGACAGACUUUGCCAUCGAUUACGAGAAUCCAGGAAUUUCCUCUCACAUGUACACGGUGGCAGCCAAGUUGGUGCUGGUGUGCGAUCGGCUGAUCGAAAACAUUCACGGGGAGGAACGCAUGGAGUAUAAACCGACGGUUCUAAUUUUCCUUCCCGGUAUCAACGAGAUUGAUCGCAUGGACCGUGUGCUGAGGGAAACUUUGUCUCGAAUUGCCAAUCCCAGCGAGAAACCGAAUUUGGAUAUCCAUCGGCUGCAUUCGAUUCUUCCUGCGGAUGAACAGGUAAAAGUGUUCCGCAAGCCAGCUCCCGGACAGCGCAAAGUAAUUCUAUCGACCAACAUUGCCGAAAGUUCCAUCACCGUGCCCGACGUCAAAUUCAUCAUCGAUUUCUGCCUGCAGCGUGUCCUAUUCACCGAUACUACUACCAACUUUUCCACGCUCCGAACGGAGUGGGCAUCCCAGGCAAAUUGCAUCCAGCGACAGGGUCGUGCCGGUCGUGUCAUGGAUGGUCGAGUUUAUCGACUUGUCGAUCGUCGGUUCUACGAGAAUCAAAUGCGUUUCUCAACCUCGCCGGAAAUUCUUCGCUGUCCGUUGGAGAAUGUGGUCCUGAAGGCCAAACUGCUGGAAAUGGGUCCGCCCCAUUCGAUUCUGGCGCUGGCCAUGAACCCACCCGAUCUGAGUGACAUCCGUAACACAGUUUUGCAACUGAAAGAAUUGGGUGCUUUGGUCCAGACGGUGAAAGGCAACUACGAGCAGUUGGAUGGAGAUUUGACCUACAUGGGACGCAUCAUGGCCAAACUGCCUUUGGAUUUACGCAUUUCAAAGCUCAUUAUUUUGGGAUACAUCUUCAGCGUGCUGGAGGAAUCGAUCAUAAUAGCCGCGGGUAUGAACGAGAAAAACAUUUUCCUCAAUCAGAAUUCGGUCAGGGGGUACUCGCAAAAGAUGUAUUGGGCGGACGGAUCCGGAAGCGACGGAAUUGCCAUAUUGAACGCCUACAUUGCCUGGAGGAGCCGAAAGGAACAGGCAGGAAACGAAAGCGACAUGGCCAGCUGGACCCGCCGAAUGUCGCUGGAUAUGAAGUGUCUUAUGGAUAUGGCCGAAUUGAUCCGCGAAAUCAAGGAUCGUUUGAGUCAUCUCGAUAUGAAGGAAGUUUCCGGACCGGGUCGAGUUGUGUGGUCGUCUCGGGAGAAAACCGUCAUUCUCAAGGUCAUUAUGGCCGGAGCUUUCUAUCCGAACUACUUCAUUCCGAUGUCGGUCGGUGGAAAGGAACUGAUGGAGCGUCAAUCGUUUACCGAGCUGGGUGGCCGCGAUCCCUGCAACACGGUGUUCUUCACCGGGUUCGACCACGAGAAGUACAUCGGACCGCUGUACACUCUGCAGAUCAAGAAGCUGCUCAGCGAGGGUGAUUCCUCCAAGCACCAGAACAUGAAGGUCAUGUACGAUCGGACCACCAAUCGUAUCUUCGUAACGUUCCUGGGCAGCAACGAUGAGCACGACCAGCGGGGAGCGUUCAUGCCCGGAAAAGUUCACGCCGACGUGUACCGCGCUAUCAAAUUGCGUAAACUGGGUUCUCGUAACAGAAUCAUGGAAAUCCGGACCAUGCGCCAGCGGGAUGCUAUCGAGUUUGCGACGGAAAUGAAUCUUGGCCACUGGGAAGAUGCCAAUGGAUGGGUUCCGCGUCGGAAGGUGAUCCGCAACGCACAUCUCUCGGUGAUUCCGGCCAUCCAUCAGCCCAGUAUGGUGUGCCAGGUGACGAACGUGAUUCACUGUAAUAAAUUUUAUCUGCGCCCGGAGGAUACGAAAAACAAGGACAUUUUCGGGGAUAUUCAUUCCAAGUUGAACUCCAGAGGAUACAGGCUUGAGCGGUUCGAUCCGGAGUGGCAGUUUGCCGUGGGUCAAAUGGUGGCUGCUCCACUCGAAGAGGGUAGCGAACGAUAUGCACGUGCAGUUUUGAAGAGUUACAAGAACAUCCGGAGCACAGGCGAUGUAAUGUGGACAGUCUUUUUCCUGGAUUACGGACAUUCGUCUGUAUUGGGGCAAUCUGCUUUCCGGAAGUUGGAAGGCCCGCUGGAGUACAUGAAAGAAAUUCCACAGCGCGUUUUUGAAGCCACACUGUCCGAAAUCCAACCAUCGGCCAUCAUUUCUCCGCAGGGUAUCUGGACCGCACAGUCCAUCAAUCGGUUCAAGGAAAUGACUUUGGGAAAAAUCUUCGUCGUUGAUAUCUACUCGGUGGUCAACAAUGUGGCCAGCGUUGUCCUGAAGAAGGGAGACGAAGUUCCGAUAAAUUCCGAACUCAUCCGGCUGAAGUUCGCUCAGUACGCCGAAGAGAGCUACAUUUCCAAGCUGGAUCACGACAUGCGCGAGCGCAAACAACGGGAAAUGUCCCUAGACGAGGACGUUCGAUACGAAGUGUAUCAUGCGUCUAAAAACAACCAGCUCAAAUACGAAGAAGAUGACCUGGAGGAUGUUUCCCCUCCGGAAGAAAAACUACGCUGUAAAGUUAUGCUUUCCGGUCCACACAGCCCUCUGGAAACAACAGCUUCCUCGACUGUCCGUUCCGGAGUGAUGAAACCGGUUUCGAUCGAGAGCGACUCGGUGAACUCCAUCUUGUUGGAUUCCAAUCCGCAGGACACACACGAAAAGAUGCUCGUCGGAGCGUUCGUCCACGAGCAGGGCAACCGGUUAAUUCUCCGACAGGCUUCCAUGAUGCCGAACAUUCCAGGUUUUGGACCUCUGAUGGCACUGAUUUUCUGCCCCACCUGUCAGCUGAAGAAAGACGAGGAAGAAACACGCGUGGUAUCCGUCCUGACGGGAUUGGGCUGCGAUAAAAACACCGGAGAAUCGCUGUUCCCCGAACAUGAUUUGGCGCUGACGCUGGAUGUCGUUCUGACUGACGACGAUAUCACGGAGAUCAACGCCCUGCGUUACACGAUGGACACCAUCCUGCACACCGACCAGGACCAAACUGUGCCCAAGUUCGGGGACGUUUCCAUCGAAAACCUGAAAGCCAAAGUGAAGCAGUACAUAAUUAAAAUUUUGGAGCACGAGCGCAAGUUCAUGGACAUUCGCCACGCGCCGAACGAUUACGACUGGAAGCUGGUCGAAGCAGACAAUGCCGCCGCGGCCUCAUCCUCGGUGUCGAAGAAACGUAAACAGGACUUCAACAUUUACGACAAUGCCAUCUACCCGUUGCUACCUCCGCUCGGUUUGCUUCCGGUCAGCGCCAAACAGCUGGACUUCCUGAAGCGUCAUUGCCGCGAGUUGCACAAACUGGCACUCACAGAUGUCAACCUACCGCGUCACGGUAUCACGUGUCAAAUGUGCAACACCAUCCUGGAAACGUUGCCGCAGUUGCGCAUCCAUCUCUACUCGAAGUUGCAUCGUGAUCGCGAAUCGCAGAUCAAGUUCCGAUAGGUUGAUCCCACCGGUCAUCGCGGUAGUGAUUUGAGUUUUAUGUUUCUCUUACCUGAUUAUAGCUUUUAAGUUUCAUGUUGAGAAUGAAUUUCUCUUCUUAUUUUCAUUUUUAAAUUUCCUAACUAUUACUUUAUACUUAACGUUACUACCUACAUGUGCUCUGUUACAUAGAGUGAACUAAAUUUUCAACCUUGAAGCAAUGAGACUGGACGUGGAACGAUGUUUCUAGAUACGGUUCUGAAUACUUGAAUGAUAAUGAUGCAUAAUGAUGAAAUAUCAUGAAAAAAAAACAUGCUGACAUGUUACGUCAACGUAAAGGUAACUAGUUAUACUUAUAUAUUAAAAUACUUUCUCUGUUCCAGCUGGAAUAUCAAGAUAAAUACAAACCAUUCGUGCACAAUAUUAA
Molecule: messenger RNA, 5059 nt
Organism: Aedes albopictus (Asian tiger mosquito)
Lineage: Eukaryota; Metazoa; Arthropoda; Insecta; Diptera; Culicidae
Gene: spn-E
Product: probable ATP-dependent RNA helicase spindle-E
Exons: 7
Coding region: 271-4653 (1460 amino acids)
Cellular component (GO): intracellular anatomical structure
Molecular function (GO): ATP binding; helicase activity; RNA binding
Source: RefSeq, a predicted model, not a curated record